AUGACUGGACCCCAACCACCUGUUAACGAAGAAAUCGUUCGGGGAUACCAGUAUGGUCGGUUCGAACGCGGAGACCGACUUCUCCCUCAUAGGCCAGGGAGCCCAGACAGACCUACCCAAACAAGCCCUCCUAUCAUCAGCUAUCACUCCCCUAACUCACGUGUCGAAGACACCGAACCUCUUAACGACCGACCUUGUGAGGUACUUCACCCGGCGGAGCUCAUCACCACUGGACUGCCACCUUUCAACGAUAGACCUGAAGACUACAGAGCAUGCAAGCGGUCUUUCCAGAGUGCCAUCAGACACCUCGGUCUCACAUACAGCGAGGAAAUGGACCUUCUCGUAAAAUGGCUUGGUAAAGAGUCAGGGGAACAUGCAAGGAGGCUCAGGUCAGCCCACCUGAACCACCCAGAAAGAGGGCUCAUGAGAAUAUGGGCCCGACUCGAGGAAUGUUACGGGGCUCCUGAAAUGAUAGAGGAUGCUCUCUUCAAACGAGUAGACGACUUCCCCAGACUGUCAAACAACGAUCUUCCUAGACUUAGGGAACUCAGCGAUUUAGCUACCGAACUCUUGUCAGCCAGGGAAGAUGGAAACCUUCCUGGCCUCGCCUACCUGGACACUGCUCGAGGGCUCCGCCCCUUUAUAACCAAACUACCAUCCUCACUUCAGGACAGAUGGCUGUCUGUUGGUUCCGAAUAUAAGGAGCGGCACCAAGUUACGUUCCCUCCUUUUAAGUGUAACAGUGAAGAACACAACACUGCUCUCCAUCCAGGACCACCACCUUGGCCCAUCAGCAUAAGAUCCGCUGCAGAGAACGGCGGGGAGGAUAAUCCCCCUAUGGCUACUGGAGUGGUUUCGCAGUGCACACAAGUUUGCGGUGGUGACCUCUCAGAAAAGUCGUGCUCCAAGAUAUGCCUCGUCAAUGUUUACCCUGCAGACCAACCAGACAAAACAGUGAGGAUGUACGCCAUCAUCGAUGAACAAAGCAACCGGUCUUUGGUACGCUCAGACUUUUUUGACACAUUUAAAAAUGAUGGGCCCAGUUUCCCCUAUUCCCUUAAAACUUGUGCCGGAGUUAUACAAACCAUGGGAAGAAGAGCGUCAGGCUUCCAGGUGGAAUCCUUAGACGGGAAAAACAGCCUUCCACUUCCAAGUCUCGUCGAAUGCGACAAAAUACCCAACGACAGGUCCGGCAUCCCAACUCCUGAGGCAGCCCUCCACCACCCACAUCUGAGAAAAAUAGCUCACCUCAUCCCCACCGUGGAACCUAAAACUCCUAUAAUGCUCCUUCUGGGGCGUGACAUUCUAAGGGUACACAAAGUGCGCCAACAUAUAAACGGCCCCAUGAUGCCCCAUAUGCACAGAAACUGGACCUCGGAUGGGUCAUAG
Messenger RNA from Acanthosepion pharaonis, 1389 nucleotides. The record is from the annotation of a GenBank genome assembly. NCBI's taxonomy places the organism in Eukaryota, Metazoa, Mollusca, Cephalopoda, Sepiida, Sepiidae.